Molecule: messenger RNA, 1671 nt
Organism: Caenorhabditis elegans
Lineage: Eukaryota; Metazoa; Nematoda; Chromadorea; Rhabditida; Rhabditidae
Gene: ugt-9
Product: glucuronosyltransferase
Exons: 6
Coding region: 9-1610 (533 amino acids)
Cellular component (GO): membrane
Molecular function (GO): glucuronosyltransferase activity; UDP-glycosyltransferase activity
Source: RefSeq, marked reviewed
AUGUAAUCAUGUUGCCCAAUAAUUUGCUAUCAAUUCUAUUAGUUAUUAGUUUGGUUUCUUGCAAAAACAUAUUGGUUUAUAACCCAAUAUUUGGAUAUAGUCAUGCUAAGUUUGUUAGUCAGCUGGCUAAUAUUAUAGCUGAUCAUGGACAUAAUGUUACAGUCUUCCAACCAUUUCAUAUUGCCCUCAAAAACACAGAUGGAUUGAUUAAAAAUAAGAACAUUGAAAUUAUAAACUACUAUCCAGAUCACUACGCUGAGCUUUUGAAGAAGAAAACUCCAACUUUCCCAGAUUUCUGGGAUUCCCAUCUGAUGAAUAACCCAGUUUUAUCAUCAUUCCUCAUGCCAAAAGCUCUUGGAGGAGAAUUUGAACAAACUACUACACAACUUUUCCAAGAUCAAAAAAUCCUUAACGACCUUAAAAAUAGAAACUUUGAUGUUUUGCUGGCUGAAACUUUCGAAAUAGCAGGAUUUUAUAUAGCUGAUCUUCUUGAAAUUCCAAGUAUUCCACUCAUGUCGGCUGUACGACUCCCAAUUAUUGACAGCGCAUUUGGCCAGCCAUCUAUCCUUGGAUAUUUUCCACAACAAUACUCCAAAGUUGCACCUGAAGCAGGAUUCCUCGACAGGCUCAACGACUUGUACCGGAUCUUCUUCUGGAAUCUUACGACGCAACGUUUGUGCCAGUUCCAGAAUGAUUUCAUCCAAAAAGCUAUUGGUCACCCUGUACCCCAUUGGAGAGAUCUUGUAAAAGAAUCACCAAUAUACAUUACAAAUUCAAACUCAUAUCUGGACUUUGCUGUUCCAACAACUGCUACCAUUGUUCAUGUUGGUGGAAUUACCAUUGACUUGGAGAAAAUGAGACAUGUUGCGGCUCUAACUGAAGAGUAUGAGAACAUUCUUGCGGAAAGAGAGUCGACGGUUUUCAUAUCUUUUGGAUCUGUUAUCAGAUCUUAUGAGAUGCCCGAUAACUUCAAAGCAGGAAUCAUCAAGAUGUUCAAAUCACUUCCAGAUGUCACAUUUAUCUGGAAGUAUGAGAAAGAUGACGUGAAAUUUCAGAAUAGGCUUCCAAAGAAUGUUCACUUAAAGAAAUGGGUUCCACAGCCUUCUUUGCUUGCUGACAAACGUGUGAAACUAUUUGUGACCCAUGGAGGACUGGGAAGUACAAUGGAAGUAGCUUACACCGGGAAGCCGGCUCUAAUGGUUCCAAUUUUCGGAGAUCAACCAAAUAAUGCAGAUAUGCUUGCAAGACAUGGAGGUGCUGUUGCGUACGACAAAUUUGAUCUGGCAGAUGGAGAAAAACUAACAAAAACUGUUCGGGAUAUGGUGACAAACUCGAAGUAUGAGGUGAAUGCCCAGGAAUUGUUAAAAGUUCUCUCCAAACAACCUAUUGAUCCUAAGCUGAAUUUGAUGAAGCAUCUAGAGUUUGCAAUGGAAUUCCCAAAGCACCGUUCCCAAGUUCCAGCCAUAAAUAGAACCGGACUGAUUGCUCACUACUAUCUUGAUGUAAUUGGUGUCUUAACGUUGGCUUCAAUUUUUGGUUUGUUCGUGAUUUUUAAGAUCUUGAACAUUCUGAGAAAAAUGAUAUCUUUAAGGAAAGUGAAAAGAGAAUAAUGUAUUUUCAUUUUGUUAAUUUUAUUUUUAGUUUUAUUUGAAUAAAACUCUUUUGUUCAUC